This is a messenger RNA of Papilio machaon (common yellow swallowtail), 1545 nucleotides long. It is a transcript of the gene aspr, whose product is annotated as neurogenic locus notch homolog protein 1. The coding region runs from base 59 to 1483 and encodes 474 amino acids. The transcript has 11 exons. The record is from RefSeq and is a predicted model, not a curated record. Lineage: Eukaryota; Metazoa; Arthropoda; Insecta; Lepidoptera; Papilionidae.
GAUGCUUGUUGUCUGUUGCGGGCAUGUUUUAAUCAUCGACUCACGGUAACGAACAGAUAUGGAGAGCAAAAUGCUCUAUUUAGCAUCUUUGGUGCUUUUCGCAUUUCUUCAGCCCCAAGUCGAGGCUCAGAGGUACUACAAUUACUACUCGCCUCGGAACUACGUCGGUCGUAAUCUGUACGAGCACGGCCGGUCGAUAUCCGACGAGCUGGUGAGAUGCGGGCCCCACACUUGCGGGGUUGGUGCUCACUGCACGCACGGCAGUGUGCGGCCCGUCUGCGCCUGCCUACCUGGACACUCUGGAGAUCCUCUAUCGCAGUGUAUCAAGAUCGAAUGUGUCAGUAACGACGAGUGCCGCGGCCACCAGUCCUGUGUAAACCAACACUGCGUCAACCCAUGUGAAGGCGCAUGCGGUGUCAAUGCUAACUGUGAUGUCCGUCAGCACGUGCCGGUGUGCUCCUGCCCCGCGGGCUAUACCGGCAACCCAUUCACAGCCUGUAGGGUUGCUGAUCCGGAGGAAGCAUGCCACCCGUCUCCGUGCGGAGUCAAUACUAAAUGUCACGUGGCAAAUAACCAGGCCAUUUGUACCUGUCUACCGGGAUACAGAGGCAGUCCGCUGUCAGGCUGCAGACACGAGUGCGAGUCUGACAGCGACUGCGGCGUGCAACAAUCAUGUCGCGACUUCAAGUGCAUCAGCCCCUGCAGCGACUGCGGAGUCAACGCUGACUGCGAGACCGUCGCCGCACACCGCGCCGUCUGCAAGUGUCCACGAGGAUACUUCGGUGAUCCGUACCGCAUCUGCACAGCGGAAUGUGAAUCAGACAGUCAGUGUCCGAGCUACAAGCCGGCGUGCGUUUACAACGCGUGUGUCAACCCGUGCACCAACGCGUGUGGUGUCAACGCCGACUGCAACCUGCGCGGCCUCACGCCCGUCUGCUCCUGCCCUAGGAACAUGACAGGAGAUCCCUUCACAUUCUGUAGACCUUUUGAAGCACGUGACCUCUGCGAGCCUAACCCUUGUGGUGCCAACGCGAAGUGUACUCCAGGACACGACCGCACGGGCGCUGAACGACCUGUCUGUACCUGCCCCACUGGCUACAUCGGCAACGCUCUUGUCUCUUGCGAACGGGGUGAAUGUGAGCUGGACUCUCAGUGCGCGGACCACUUAGCGUGCGUGGGCUACCAGUGCGUGGACCCUUGUCUCGGCAAUACUCAGUGCGGCUCCGGCGCAGUCUGCGUCGGCCGCCGACACAUCGCCGUCUGCACUUGCCCUAAUGGUCAUCGUGGUGAUGCCCUUGUCAACUGUUACGAGUCAAAUUCAGUGGUUGCCUCAACUCGUUACUACAGAUACAAACGUAACGGCAACUUCACUGAGCCCGAAGCACCGACCGUAACCGCGACUGAAGUCGUGGUGGAAGCAUCCCCUAAACCCAGCGCCGACAAACCCGAAACCAAAAAGGCGGAAACCGAAAAGAAGGAGUAAAGUGUACACUGCCAUAAAGACAAAAAUAACUUAUGAACGAAUAAAUUUUUAACACUUGCAUC